CACCUUGACGCUCAGGUACGGAGCAGGUAGACAACUCGACAGAAACGGACACUUUGUGUUGAGUUGAUACACGGGACGUUCAAAAAGGACUUCAAACCGGCAUGUUUAAUGCGUUUAAGACGACGGUAGUUCGGAAGUCAGUCGCUGGACGCAGCGUGUAAACUAUUCUGGGGUCAGUAAGUCAUGUCAGCCGGCAGCGUUGGCAGUCUGAAGCACAGCCAAGGGCCUGGCAGCUAUAGGCAUCGAACUAGCCGGAGCAGCAGCCAGAGGUCGUCCUAUGAGGAGCGCUGUGUUGACCCAGUGGAAGACAGGCUCCCCACCCCAGACCCAACGUUAGUCCACAAAGCUCACCUGAAAGAUGCCAGUGGGAAGGAGUGUGAGACCAUUGGCUUCAUUCCUGGCUCAGCUGACCCGUCCUCUGCGACACAAAGCUGCAAUCCCUGCUCUCCUCAAAGGGGCUGUAGGACCUUUGUGUGCAGCGUGCUCACCUGCGGCCUGUAUCGGGUCUGCCAGCGUUCCAUCCUCGCUCCGUGCCUGGCGCCAAACGAGAGCUCCCUAGACGAACCAGAGAAGGUGAGCCUCCAGUCUGUGAACCCAGAAGGCAACAAAGAGGAAGACGGUACAUACUGGCCAGGGGACGUCCGCAUCGCUGGAGUCAAAGUUGACAGUCCAAGAGAGUGCUUGGAAGUUGAAACUGAAUCUCCCACAUAUGGGCCUCCGUCUUGUGGUCAAACACAGCCCAGCCACCCGUCUCUGCAUGAGUCCAUGAUGUUCUAUGACUGGGAAGAUGGCGAGGAGGACGUGGACUCUCUGAUUACUAAGAAGCUGCUGGAGCUCUACUCUGAGUAUCAGAUCGAAGAGUUGGCCAGGUGCACCACAGACUCUGUGUUUCUGAAGAAGAGCAAGGCCAUCAACCACCUCAUCAACUCGCUGGCAGAGGAGCACAAAAUGGGUGAGCAGGAGGCGGAGUGCCGGCUGGUGCGCGGCAUCAUCCGCAUCAGCACUCGGAGGAGCACCAAGAGGAGGCCACACACCUCCAGGAGAGAGAGGACGCUGUCGGACAGCGGGAAUGAGACAAUGAGGGAGGGCGAUUCCUUUUCAUUAAGCAACAACAAUGAUUACAAAUCAAAUCCAAACAUCCAAAUAUCUGAACUGACCUCCUCGGACAAGUGUGCCAGAGAUAUGUGGAGGACCAAUGGAGGUCAUACUUCCAGUUGUCCAACAGCCUACUCGCCUUCUCACACUGAGACUAAUUCUUCAGGUGUCCCACUCAUUCUCACCUCUGUGAGAACAUGAUUCCUGCUCAACAAUGGCCGCCUACGCUUGAAUUAUUAUUUGUCCUGCUGUGUCCACAAGGUCACGUAUGGGACGUUGAAAGCCGACACUACUUGCACAGGAGCCUCUGGCUGAGCCGAGCUCUUUGUCUUCUCCCACAGGUCUCGGCCGUGGGAGAAGAAAAUGUGAAUAUUCAUAUUGUCUGAAGGACUUCAGUGAACUCAGGGCCCUGUGUGUCGAUAUUUAUGUUUGAUGAAUAUGAUGUGCGCGUUUGAAGGAUUGCUUGAUUUGAGAGCUCGUCCUGCAGGCAGAUAUCACCAGCUGCUCUUUAUGGCUCUUAUUGUGUCCCGUUUAACCGUCCAACUUGUCCUUGAAGAAGAGUUGUGUGUUCAUAAAAGAUGACUCAUUUUGGACGGUCAUAUUAUACUGCUGUUAUGCAAAGGACAUUUAGAUUUCGUUCUGUAAA
Cyclopterus lumpus (lumpfish) is the source of this 1741-nucleotide messenger RNA. It is a transcript of the gene kdf1b, whose product is annotated as keratinocyte differentiation factor 1b. Bases 184 to 1296 code for a protein of 370 amino acids. The record is from RefSeq and is a predicted model, not a curated record. Gene Ontology annotation, cellular component: cell junction. The transcript has 4 exons. Gene Ontology annotation, biological process: keratinocyte development; regulation of epidermal cell division. NCBI's taxonomy places the organism in Eukaryota, Metazoa, Chordata, Actinopteri, Perciformes, Cyclopteridae.